This is a messenger RNA of Austrofundulus limnaeus, 4318 nucleotides long. RefSeq names its product erythroid differentiation regulatory factor 1 (gene edrf1). Lineage: Eukaryota; Metazoa; Chordata; Actinopteri; Cyprinodontiformes; Rivulidae. The record is from RefSeq and is a predicted model, not a curated record. Gene Ontology annotation, biological process: positive regulation of DNA-templated transcription.
AUUAAACSUGUCGUGUAAUAAACGUGUUUACAACUAUAAAACAAUCGCAGCGUGUUUCAGGAAAUUUCACAAUAAAAGACGUCAAAACAAAGCAGAAAACGCCGAACGUUUCUAGAAAGAAACCUUUCAAAGUACUUCCGGGUUAACACGUAUUCCAUAACCCUUUCUUUUAGGGGAAAUAUUGUUGCUGCAGAAAUCUGCAGGUUAUUUUUUUUAUCGUUCUAAAGACCAACAUUUUAAAAAYUGAAAUAUGAAUGAUUUUUUUAAAGUUAAAAUCCAAAAUAAGAAGACAUGUCUUGUCGCUCUUACAUUGCCACCGGAAGUUGUUUGCUUAAUGCUAACGUGCGCUCAGAGAUGUGUGGCUGCUGGUGGACAAAAAGGUUAGGACUUGGUCAGUGUUAACGGGGGUAAACAGUUUGUCCAGUAUGAGCUCAUCAUCAGCUGGGGACGGACCAGAACCUGGGAGUCCCCUUGAUAAUCAAGCAAAGGAAGAGAUUGGGGGUGUUACCUGCACAGGAGACUACAGCAGACAGGAGUCUGCAAUUUGCUUAGGGAAUGGAGAAGUGAAAAGCUGUGCUGUGGUCAAGUACUCUGCAGCCCCACCUCCGACCACCUAUGCCCUCCUGCAGGAGAAAACAGACCUGAAGCUUCCACCUGCAAACUGGCUGAGGGAAAACCCCCAGCUGGGCAGUGCUGGCACCACCGUGUUGGGCUCCAGCAGCAAAUGCAAGCCUUUCUCCAGUUUUGGGAUGGCCUAUGACUUCAUUGAUUGCAUUGGGGAUGAUGUUGAUGUGGUGUCAGACUCUGAGAACAUCAAGAAGCUUUUGAAAAUUCCCUACAGCAAAUCCCAUGUUAGCAUGGCCGUUCACCGUGUUGGAAGGACGCUGCUUUUGGAUGAGCUGGACAUUCAGGAACUCUUAAGAAGAUCCUCUCAGACAGGAGACUGGAUGUGGCUCAAAGAGAUUUAUCAGCGGCUAAUAGAUCAAAAAUGGCAGAGAAAAAAGAAGAGCAAAGAGCACUGGUAUCAGAAGGCCAUUCUGUCAAAGUUUCUGUACUAUAGUAUAAAUGGCGAUGGGGCUGCAGAGCCCGUAUCAGACGACAUGACUCAAAGCGAUGAAGAGGAUGGUGCAGAGGAGUUCAGCUCUUCAUGGCCUGCCACUUUCACCAGCACAAUGACUAAUGCAGAAGAAUCAGUUACUCCUCAACAGGAAAGCGUUUCUGUGGAUAGUAAGUUGGCUUUGGGUCAGGUGACAUCCGUACCUAGAGAGCAAAACCUCCCUACUCUGUUCAAUGAAGGGGAAAACAGUCAGGGUUUGAGGAACGACUUUGUGCGAAACAUCAUGUGGACGUUUGAAGACAUCCACAUGUUGGUUGGGUCCAACAUGCCAAUUUUCGGAGGCGGUCGCUAUCCUGCCGUCAGUCUGAGACUCAGGGACAGCAAUAAACCAAUCAACAUUUUGACCGGUAUCGACUACUGGCUUGACAAUCUAAUGUGCAACGUCCCAGAACUUGUCAUGUGUUUUCAUGUCAAUGGCAUUGUUCAGAAAUAUGAAAUGAUCAAAACAGAAGAUAUCCCUCAUUUGGAGAACUCGACAUUCUCUACGAGGGUAGUAAAAGACAUCGCCCAAAAUGUUUUGUCCUUUCUGAAGUCCAACUGCACAAAAGAGGGUCACACCUACUGGCUUUUCAAAGCUAGUGGAAGUGACAUUGUGAAGCUUUAUGAUCUUACCACCCUGUGUGAAGAAGCUGAAGAGGAGAACUAUCAGAAUCCCUUCACUCUACCUGUUGCUGUGUUAUUGUACAAGGAUUGAAAGCAGUAGACAGUAGCAUCAAAAAGGAGAGUGAUCUCCCUGCUGCUGACCCAAACACUCCCAUUCCCCUAAAAUAUGAGGACGGAGGUGCUAGUGGAACAUCUGAGAAAGGCAUCGCUCUACUCCUAGAAAGAGCUGGGUUUGUGCAGGYGGACCAAAAGCACCCGACGCGCUCYGGGAUGAUCCCCGGCUCCUGGCAGCACCGGAUGAAGCUGCAGCUUUUUCUUAAAGCCUCUAAGGCGUACUACGUGCUGUCGGACGCAGCCUCUAACCUGCUGAAGUACGGCCGAGCUUUGCGCUACAUCAAGUUGUCUCUGCAGUGUUACGAUGCCUAUUGUUCUAUAAGUGGAUCACUUCAUCCACAAGUACUGCAGUUUCACAGCCAGUGCCUGUCCCUGUGUGGAGACAUUCAGCUGAUGUUGGCCCAAAACGUUACCAACAGAGCAGCUUAUCUAGAGGAGUACAGCUACCAGACCAAAGAGGACCAGGAGAUCCUGCACAGCCUGCACAGGGAGAGCAGCUGCCAGGCCUUCAGCGUGGCAACAGACCUGGCCAUGGACCCUGAGUACCAGCUGUUUGUUAGCUGUAAAUGCUACGAGGCGGCGCACGAACUCCUUAUCUCCGAGGCUUUGAAAGAUCAGGUCUCAGAUCAGCUGUCCCAGAUUCUUAAAAGGCUGGGAAACAUCCRCAACGAGAUGGGAGUCUAUUACAUGAACCAGGCUGCAGCUAUGCAAACGGAGAAAGAGGUGAAAAGGUCGGUGUCUUCAGCAGAGCAGGAGCUGUGGAAGAAGAGUUUCGGCUUCUUUGAGAAAGGAAUGAAGGACUUUGAAGCCAUUUCGGACAGCACCAAUACGGCCUUACUGCUGUGCAAUACAGGCAGGCUGAUGAGAAUCUGUGCUCAGGCCUACUGCACAGUGUCUGCUGCUGAGAGCAGAGGAGAAUUCUCACCUGAUGAGGCUCUUUAUUACAACAAGGCCAUAGACUAUUACUUGCGAGCGAUGAAGUCCCUGGGUAGCAGAGACAGCCACUCAGCAGUGUGGGACAGUGUAAACUGGGAACUGUCCACCACCUAUUUCACCCUGGCGACACUGCUGCAGGACUACGCCCCUCUAUCCAGGAAAGCACAGGAGCAGAUUGAGCGGGAGGUGACGGAGGCUAUGACAAAGUCCCUGAAAUACUGCGACCUGCAGACUGAGUCAGCUCGUCAGCCGCUCUACCAGUACCGAGCUGCCACCAUCCACCACCGCUUGGCCUCCAUGUACCACAGCUGCUUUCGAAACCAGGUGGGAGAUGAACAGUUGAGGAAGCAACACCGCAGCCUGGCAGAGCUUCACUACAGCAAAGCUGUCUCUUUAUUCCUCAGCCUCAAAGAUGCACCCUGUGAGCUGCUGCGCACGUUACUGGAGAGGGUUGCUUUUGCUGAGUUUACUAUGGCAGGCCAAAGCAGCAGCAUGACGAAGCUGAAGAGUUUAAUUGGAGCUCUGGAGAUCAUGGCAGAAACUCGUCAUGCCUUUCAGUUGAUCCGUCAAGAGCUGCUAGACGAGCAGGCAGAAUCAAGUGAGGCACCUGCUGCUGAAUCAGCAGACUGUCCUGGCGUGGCCAGCGGCUCCACAUCUGGACUGGAUCUCCACGAGGUAAUGAAGUUAAUUGGUGUUUUCGAGCCAAGUUUCUCCUUCCUGCUGCUGCAAGCCAUUAAACUGAUGACAACAAUAAAACGGAAACCAAGCAAUAAGGAUGAGGAAACAAUGAAAAACUACAAGAAUGUUUACUCAAAGCUGCUGCGUGCGGAGAAAAACGCACCGCUCCUCAGCCGCGUGGAGCUCUACAUCGAGCUGCUGCAACAGCUGACCCCGCAAACAGGAAGUGAUGUCACAGGAACAAGUAAAAUGUAAAAAAAAAAACAAGUUUCUGCCUUUACUUGCUUAUUAGAACUUUGACUCUGCUUUCUUAUAGACUUCUUUUAAAAAUUAUCAGAAAACAUUUUAAUAACAGAUAUUAACAAGCACAAACUCAGGAGACAGUUACUAUUUUUUUUUUUGAAAAUCACCUCCUGCGCCUUUUAAAAUACGUUAAAACAUCUUCAUCACACGUUUUGACUUGUAUAUUUUUGUGUAGAUAUGUACAUUCAGAAUAAUAUUUUUAGUUUUCCUUAUUAAAACAGAUUUUUGGUCACAUGUGAAGUUUCUGUGGAAACAAUUCUAUUUUGACUGAACCAAACCAAAAGCUCUGGGAUUGUCUCAUUUAGUUUAAAAAGAUGUAAAGCCAUCUCUAAAUUUUCUACAUAGUGCAUCAGUAGAGAACGAUUUAGAUUAGGUUCAACAUGUUUGAGUGUUUUCAACAUUAUUCUGGUAAUAAAACAGAAAAGAGAAACUAUUUGCUUUAAAAACUGCAAUAUUUAAGCAACUUCCAAUGCAAAUUCACGCUGCUGAUCUUUCAAAUGAUGCGUGUAUAAAUGUGAAUUAAUGUUUUUGCAUGUUUGGCUUUGAGAAUAAAAAGUUUGAAGGAUA